CGAGCCCGCUGCUGCUGCUUCCCGCGCACCGCGCCGAGGCGAGCUGGGCGCGGCCAGCCAUGCAAGCGCGGCGCCUGGCCAAGCGCUCCAGCCUGGGGAGCCGGCGCCUCAGCGCCUCGCCGUCAGCCGCGCAGCCUUUGCCCAAGCUCGACAACUCGUGGAGGCCGCCCCGGCGGGAGGGCUCGGCGGCCGCCCUCGAGGAGGAGGACGAAGAGGAAGACGUGGUGGUCGACGUGGAGGAGGAGGACGACGCCGACGAGGCGGAGGCGGGCGGCGGAGCGGGAGGCAGUGGCAGCCCGCCGCCGGCGGAGCACGCCGGGCCGGGCAAGGGCCACGCGGCCGCCCGGGGGAGCCUCAAGGCAACCAGCAUAAAGCGUGAAAUGACCUUCGCAGCAUUUCAGCAGGAGGAGCUAAAAAGUGAUCUGAAUCAAAAACUGUCAGACCAACAUUUUUUUCUCUUGGCGAUGAAGGAAGAGGAUUCGAAAACAGCAGACACCAAAAAACCUGGUAGAGUUCAUGAGCACGAGAAAGAAAGCACCCGCUCCAUCUGCCUUCUCGAGCAGAAACGCAAAGUUGUAUCUUCAAAUAUUGAUGUGCCUCCUGCAAGAAAAUCUUUGGAAGAACUGGAUAUGGAUAAAGUCACAGCAGCUAUGGUCCUAACCAGUUUAUCCACCAGCCCUUUGGUCCGCAGCCCUCCUGUCCGACCCAAUGAAUCCUUAAAUGGAUCUUGGAAAGAAGGAGGAUUCGUGCCUUCGAGUACCAGCAGCAGUGGAUAUUGGAGCUGGAGUGCUCCAAGCGACCAGUCAAACCCAUCCACCCCUUCGCCCCCUCUUUCUGCCGACAGCUUCAAACCAUUUCGACUGCCCUCCCAGACAGAUGACGGCAUUGACGAAGCUGAAACUAGUAGUCUCCUCUUUGAUGAGCCCAUUCCUAGGAAGAGGAAGAAUUCCAUGAAGGUGAUGUUUAAAUGCCUUUGGAAAAACUGUGGAAAAGUACUGAGCACAGCCGUCGGUAUUCAGAAACACAUCCGGACCAUUCACCUUGGGCGUGUGGGAGAGUCCGACUACAGUGAUGGAGAGGAAGAUUUUUACUACACAGAGAUACGCCUCAACACUGAUUCUGUAGCUGAUGGGUUAAGUAGCUUGUCUCCCGUCUCCCCGUCUCUAGCAUCUCCUCCUCCUUUUCCAUCACAAGAUGUGAGCAAAAGUGACCUGUCAUGUGCCAAAACAGAUGUGAAAGGGAUGACACCUCUAAGCCGCUCGGCUCCUACCAAUCUCUACCUCGUUCACUCUGACCAUGCUUACCAGGCCACAGCUCCUGUGAACAUUCCAGGAACAACAAAGUUCACUCCCAAUGGAAAUAGCUUUAGCAUCUCCUGGCAAUCGCCCCCAGUUACCUUCACUGGCAUUCCAAUUUCACCAACUCACACACGUCCUGCAGGGUGUGGAGAGCAGAAGCAGCAAAUUCAGACCGUCCUGUCAUCCCCUCCUAGACUGUCAGUUGGUCUAAGAAAACCGAGGGGAGAGGGGAAGAAAUGUCGCAAAGUGUAUGGGAUGGAGAACAGAGAUAUGUGGUGCACAGCUUGUCGUUGGAAGAAGGCCUGCCAGAGGUUCAUUGACUAAAGCAUGGAAGAAACGAUGGAGGGGUAUGGAGUGAUUUAUGGCAGGAUUUUCUCGCUUGCAGCCAGGCUGUGUGGUUUUCCUCUUCUUUUUCUGUCCACUUCCUUCAGUGCUGGCUUCUACUUUGCACUCUAAAGUGAAGUAGUUAUACCCCAAGAGAAGGACUUCUUCGAAGCCGACAUGCAGCAAUAUAGUGGGAAACAAACAAAAACAAAACCUUCAAAAAGUUUUGAAGCAGGAGCAGCUAUAUGUCUUUUUUUUUUCUUUAAAAGAAAAAAAAGAAAAGAACUCUUUUUAAUAACCUUGAACAAUUUGCCUGCUGGGACCAUGUGUUUUUUUCACACUGCAUUAUUGUCUGUGUUGUGAACUUUGGGGUGGGGGUGGGAAUCAAGUGAUACUUCUUUCCCUAAAAUGUUUAUGCACCACACAAAUGCAUAACAUAAGCUACAAUUUUAUCAAGAGCAGCUCUCCCGGGAGUGGUGAAUAUAAUUAUAAUGUGAGCAAGUCUUGAUUCAGAGGCGGGGACGUGUCCUUUAGAGGUACUAGGAUGCUGCCUUGCUGGAAAGACAAGCAUCCUUGUGAAGAAUAUUUUGUGAGAGGUCUCAAACUUGAAGCCCAAGCACAAGUCUUGUUUCUGUGCUAAAGGAGGAUACGUGGGGAGGGCAGAGGAAUCACCAGCAGGCCCAAACUAAAAAGUACAACCACAAGUGGGAAGGGAGUCAGUAAAGUUAAAUGACCUUCGGCUGAAAUAAGAAUAAGAACUUGGGUUCCAAUAUGAUCUUCCUAGAAGUGAUUGCAGGAAAAUUAUUUGUGCUAAAGGCCCUGUUAAGGAGGAGCAUGUGGACUUUUGUCAGCAUUUAUUCAGGGAUGUGACAAUCCAAACCAGCAGCUUCCUUCCCUGCCUUUUUAUAUGACAUUCUGAAAUGAACAGAUCAGUUAAAAUACAAGGCAUUAUUUCUGGGGGUAAAGGCUACAUGGAGGAAAACAGCUGAACAACAACAACAACAACAAUGCUUUCCAAUAAGUAAAAUAGGAGUGUCGCAUAGCAGUUAUAUGUGUAUAUUAAAAAAUACAUAGAGGGUAAAGUUCUUUCAAGGUCAGAAAUAAAAGGUCUUCAAGCUGCCUUGCACUUUGAUAGGUCUUGGUGCUUUAGUGUAAUUUAGUAUUGGGGUGGCGUCCAUUAGAAGGCACAUAUUAUAUUAGUGGGGUGGUGGCUGAGCGAGCUUUUGAAUAUCAGUGGGGGGGAAAUGCAUACAGGUAGAUAGAAAUUGUUUGUCUGAGCAGGCCCCACUAAAACAAAUGAGAUUGGUGCAAUAGCACAAUGGGAUGCUUGUUCUUAAAACAUCCUGAUGGAUUUUUGUCCUGUGAUAUUAACUCAGGUGGAAAAAGAAUGGUAUCCCAAGUUGGGAAAACAAGAGCAAGAGUGGGAGCCUAUGUGGAUGUCAGUCCAACUAUUGCAUGACUACAUGUCAUAGGCAAAUUUUAUUUUUUGUAAGACCACAGAUACUGGUCUGUCUACCAAUGGCUGAGGGGGGCAGCACAACAUUUAAUUGGAGCACAGCAUCUAUAGCUAGGGUUAGUCCCCACGCAAACUUUUUUUUAAAAAAAAUAGCUUUAACAAUAGGCCUCUUCCUUUGUAGGGUUCUCCACAGGUAAGCCUAAGAUUCCAAAACGAGUGUAUUUGGGAAACGUCUGGGUUGCAUCAAUAGGGUUCUCCUGUGUAAGCAGUCCCAAAAGAAAUUCAAGCAGUUUUCUCUAACACCUCCAAAGAACACAAUCCUACAGAUCUUGAGCUGAUGCAGUCAGUCUUAACAGCUGCAGGAUAAGGAUCAUGCCUUCCUGGAGAUGCGGCAGUGAAAUACAGUGGUACCUCUGGUUAAGAACUUAAUUCGUUCCGGAGGUCCUUUCUUAACCUGAAACUAUUCUUAACCUAAGACACCACUUUAGCUGCUGCCACGCCGCAGAAGCACAAUUUCUGUUCUCAUCCUGAAGCAAAGUUCUUAACCCGAGGUACUAUUUCUGGGUUAGCAGAGUCUGUAACCUGAAGCGUUUGUAACCCUAGGUACCACUGUAACAGAAGGCAUGAGUUUUAUACAAAACGGCAUUUAAAACAAAACCAAAAAUGAAUAGUGUUGUUACUACAUGGCAGCUUUUUAGAUCUAGCCUGACCAUUAAAGUUAAAAGAAAAGGUAAUAUUUGAGAGGCAGGGGAGUGAAGCUUUGUUUUUAGUUGCAUCUUCAAAUGUCAGUGGUGUUUGGCAAGGCUACCAGCAAUGCAUAGUGUUUACGUGAUCGGGAAGCUAACUGCUAAUUCCAGAGUUGUAUACCUAAUGUAACAGUCACACCCUGUGUUCAUGCUUUAAUGUGUAAUGUGUUAGGUUGCAGUCAUUCUUAUGUGUUGCUGUAUAUCUCUUGAGUGUUCACAAUGAUCUGUUUGAGGUUUACUCAAUAGGGAUCACCCAUAACCUCUGUUUGGACCUGUUGCUUGGAGACGAGUACAAACAGUAACCUACUUCCUUAAUGUUCAGGGGGAGAAAAGGUAAGGCACAGGCUUCAUUCCUAAUGUUGCAUAGGCAAUGUUUGUAGAAGGCAUGCUUGCUAAAAGACCCAGGUCCAAUUCCUGGCAUUUCCAUUAAAAAAAACCUUAAACAGGACUAUGAAAGACCUCUGCAUGAGGCCUUAGAGAGCCACUACCAUUUGGAAUAGAUAUUAUUGGCACCGAUAGGCCAAGAGUUUGACUUUGCAAUCACAUGUUUUUAGAAGAAUGAAGUACCGCAGAAAUAUUUUGCACUCAGCAAAUUCUUUAUUAUUUAAAUGUUCCAGUUGAGGUUCACAUGGUCCUGUUCUAGUUCUGUGGCAUUUUCACAGGACAAUAUUGCCAUACAAGUGGCAGAAUGAUAACUCACAUUCAAAUAAACCAUUAUAUGUCUAAAGGUCACAAAACCAGAAAGUGUAAGGGCAGAGAAUGGUAAAUAUUUAGGCUGUUGGUGGGUGGGGCGGGGGCAGGUAUUGGAAAUACAUAAUAAACUAGAAACCCACAGCUGGUAUUUCGUUGCAUGUAUUUAUGGAUACGAUUGGAAAUUCUGUUUCAGGAUGGUGGCAUAUGAUAGGGACUGUACCAAAUUAUUAUUAUUGGUGCUCUCAAAUGUUCAGAGCUGAAGUCAGCCCUUGACAUAGCUAAAUAUUCACAAGACUUGAAAACCAAUGUUUGACCCUUGAUCGUUUUAGCAUUUUUGUCAGGCAUUCUCAACUUAACUCUGCAUUCAUGAGGGCUAGAAACACUGAAACAUGAUCUUCCCAGGAUAAUGCCUGCUGAAUAUUGCCCACGACACUCUGUCUUAAUGCAAUAGCGUUCAUAAAAAUUAAUCGGCAUCAACAACUUAUUUCUCCCAUCUCCAUUUCUCUGCUCUGCAAAGCUUUCUUAUACUGUGUAUGAUUCAAGUCUUGAACAGUGGGAGUGUCCUAUGUGGCAACACUGAGAUAGGCUUUGUCUGAACUACUGUUUGCCAUAGCUAGGUUUAAGGCCAAGCUGCCCUAAGAUAGGAUUUGGUUGUUUACUCAAUUAUUGAACCACCUUAUAAGUGAUUCUACUGGACCUCUUACAGGAAGAGAAGAGCGUAAUUUUACAAUAGAACUGCUUGAGCUUGCCUUGCUGUACAUAGUAACUGCUUGUUCUAAAAUUGCUUACAACAUAACAUUCUUUUUUUAUUGUUGUAGAAUUUCAAUAGGGCUUUGAAACCCAGGAAAACCACAGAAAGUAGGUCAUUAGCUAGAAUUGUAAUUAAGCCAGCUUGUCAGGUGAGAAAAAGGCUAUACUGAACCACAGGAGGCUGCAGGCUGUUUUUUAAAAAUACUUGUUGAAGUCCAUUCAUUUAAGUGGGUCUACUCUGAGUGAAGUUUAUUUGGAUACAGCCGAGUUUUGAAUAUCCGACCAUGUCAGAGUUAGCCAUCAGAGGCCUAGAGUCUCUUGGAUGAACCCGUUGAGAACUGCCUUGUGGUUAGUGUUAUAUAUGAAAAUUACACCACCACCAAAAAAACAUGCAGUGUGGACUUGCAGCUCAGUGGAAGUUUUUAUUCUACUUUCCCUUUGAAAAACCUGCUCUUGCAUUUCAAAAGAGGUUGAGCAUGCAGUGGAAGAAAACAAAUCUGAGGCUCCUUGGACACACAAUUGUUUCUGGUUCUUUGUCACUGAUUCUAUUUGAAAUGUGGAAUAUGCUGUUGUCGACCUGAUCCCUAUUCUAAAGAUCCACCGCAUCCUAAACUUACCGUAGUUUAGGAAUCUUACCGUAGGCUUGCCCCCUAAUUGUUAUUCCCCCCCCACCCUGCCCUAUUGACUCUUAAAAAUUAUGUAAAUAAAUUAUUUUCCCUCAGGGAAGGAAAACAAAAAGAAUAGCAAUAUAGUUUUGUUUUAAAUAGAAUUGGUUGAGCACAGAGAGAGAGAUAAAAAGUUUUUGUUUUCUGGCCAGAUUUAUUCAAUAAAAUUUGGAAAAAUUAGUCCCUUGAAGUUGUUUAUAGAAACAAGCAUUUAUCUUAAUCUUGUGUAUAUUCAGUAAGGCGGGUUUUGAAAGGUGACAUUUGUUUACAUUAGGAAUUGAAUUCUAGUGGACCCUAAUUCAAUUGGCAGUUGACCGUUCUUUCUACAAUCACACUGCUCAAGUAUCUGCAACAGAAUAACCGCUCUUUUUUUUAAAGUUUAUUAUGUGCAAAUAGUGUGUCUUUCAAAGACAAAAAGGUAUUUGGACAUAGUCAAGCCAGUCAUUCCUAUGCCCUGUAGGCUCAACAUGGGAUGCCCACUUGCCCCCCCCCCCCGUGAUCCUCUCCCAAGGUAGAAAUUAAAUUCUUUCCCAGGCAAUACUGGUCUUAUCUGUACCCAAGGAGUUGCAGGAUCCACUUUCAGGCAUCUUUUCAAUCCCAAAAUGGGUAGCAGAUUCAAGGGGGUACCAAGUGUAUGAAAACUCAGUAUUGUGCUGGGGGGAAACAGGCAAGGAAGAGGCUGUAAGACAGUUUGAGGUUUGUUUCCCUUCUGAUCUGUGUUCAGAUGGGAACUUCUUACCAGAGCUUUUUUUAAUUGUUAUUUAUUUUUUCUUUAUAGAUUUGUUUUAAUGGAACUUCCUCUAGGUCAACUUCAUGUCAGCAAGAUAGAAUUUUAAAUAAAAAUGAGACUUAUUCAUAUUCCUACAUAUGAAAAUAUGGCAUAAAUGGCCUUUUUGUGGCUACACAUACAGGAAACCCAACACUCCCCCCUCCUUUUUAAAAAAAUUUUUAAAAAGGCAGUACUUUUUUAUGUGAAUGAGGGGCCACCCAUCCUUUAUCUGAGCAUAAUGUAAUACUGUUUUUGUAUAGUCCCGUUCUGUCAAACGCCUGGCCCUCAAGUCCAGUAUAUAGUGCAUGAUUCCUUUUCGUGAUCAGAGCUCUCAUAGGGAUGCUGAUCUUGCGAGAACUUUCACUUUUGCAAAAGUUUUGUAGGAAACGAAUACUAAAGUCUGCCCAGAGAGAGAGAGAGAGAGAGGUCAUUCUGUAUACAGUAUUAGGAACAUAAAAAGAGCCUGCAGGAUCAAGCCAAUGACCAGUCUAGUUCAGAGUCUUUUCCACACACACACACCAAAUUCGCCAACCAGAUGCCAGAGAGAAACUGAUUAUAAUAAAAAAAUAUAAAAAAAUCAUUCCAACCUUAGAGACCAACUAAGUUUAUCAUUGGUAUGAGCUUUCAUGUGCAUGCACACGAAAGCUCAUACCAAUGACAAACUUAGUUGGUCUCUAAGGUGCUACUGGAAGGAAUUUUGUUUGUUUGUUUCGACUACGUCAGACCAACACUGCUACCUACGUGUAACUGAUUAUAAUCAGUUUGCAAGGGUGUUUCUUGGAAAUUUGGGGUGCCCAAGUGUGAAUAUAGUAAAGGCCAGUAAGCUGCUAGGCAUUGCAGGUGUUCCAGAGUCUAUUGCACCAGACAAAGAGUAGGAGUGGAUUGGCAGACAAAUUAGAGUCAGGCGGGUUGUCUGAGGAAAAGAGGUUUCUGAGCAUCAUCGUUCUAUGUGAUUUUCUGUCUUGGGAGUCCCUAGUUCAGCAAAACACUUAAGCUCACGUUUAAUUGAACUUGCUUAUGUUUUUUUUUUAAAUUAGGACCACUUAACAAUGAGGCUGAGUCCCUUACACUAUUAGGGUGCUAGAAUGUGACUAAUUAUAUUUCUAAUAUUGUAUUUAUACAUUUACAUUGCACGACAAUCUGGAUUUUUUGAGGUGCCAUGCCAUUUGUUGUCUAGGUCCAGAAAGCUUUUUUUCCUCCCACAAUUUAUAUAUAUAUAAGGGAGAAGUAAUUAAAGAUAUGCCAAGAAGUAGCCAGCUUCAUUGACUCUUUAUAAAAUAUUGUAAAAUUAACGUGUCUCGUGGUGGUCUUCGUGUCUGAGAUAUGCAGUAGUUAUAGCAAAAAUUAAAUAAAAAAGGAAAGCGACAACAGCCUUACUGAAUGGUGCAAUAUAGAUUUUCUAUUAAACAAAGGGCUAUCUUGCUGAAGAAAAGUAUAAGCCACUGUGAAUAAUAAUAAUAAUAAUAAUAAUAAUAAUAAUAAUAAUAAUAAUAAUAAUAAUUUAUUAUUUAUACCCCACCCAUCUGGCCGGGUUCCCCCAGCCACUCUGGGCGGCUUCCAACAAAACAUUAAAAUACAGAAAUCCAUCAAACAUUAAAAGCUUCCCUAAACAGGGCUGCCUUAAGAUGCCUUCUAAAGGUCUGAUAAUUGUUAUUCUCUUUGACCUCUGGUCAAUAAUUCUGCAGCAUCUUACUAGCAAGUCUGCAUAGCCAGAACUUUUAGCCAAUUUAAUAGGUUUCCAAAAUUUGAAUAGGGAUGUAAUUUGAAAAUCCGUUUCAGAGAGGGAUUUUUCUCGUCAUUGUCAGUUUGAAUCCUAUUCUCAGGGCCAUAUGUCCCAUAGGAAAGGAAGGUUAACUAGUAUUUGAGUCCUGAAAAAGUCUUGUCUUUUUGUCAUAAACUGGUCUCUGCCUAGUUCUGGCUUUUAGACAACAUGAAGGUAGCUUAAAAUUUGCUGGUUUCAAAUCUGCUGGUUUCAAAACAUACUUUGGAUUGACCCACAGUCCUAGGUAAUGAUUAUUUGUUUUUAACCACAAGACUGAAGGCUUUUCAAGCAUCAUAAGGAAUUAUCUUUUUUCUCUCUUACAUUCUUCAAAGGAAAAAGAAAAAAUGCUAUCUAAAACCCCUAACGUUCACCAAAGAUUAAAGAUCCAGGGAGCAGGUUAUCUUGUCGUUGCUCUCUUUUUUUACCAUUGAUGUUCUAUUGUUAUGGAUCUCGAGGAAGGUCAGUGUGCAGACAAAAAUACAAGCUAUGCUUGUAAAGAAUUUGAGCCAAGAUGAAGUCUUUUUUUUAUCAGAAAGCCCUGAUUAGGGAUACAGUAGUCAUGCAAUUUAGGUUAUCAAUAUCAAAUACCUUAAAAUGCACUCAUGUUGUACAAAGGUGGCAGUACUUUGCAUCAGGUGAACAGAUUUCUGGUGGGGAUGGAGAACAGAGGCUAACUAUUUAGCUGAAUACCACCCUAUUUUCCAAGUACUUAGAUCAAGCUUGUGGCUUAAUUACACAGAGUAAAUUAAUGAACAUGGUCUGUUCUAAUUGUCAAGCUUUGAUUAAAUAUUUGGAUUGAUAUUAUAUUAUAUUGAUACUAUUCUGGAGAUCCCGAGUCAUAAGAUGGCUAGAUUGGCCUCUACUAGAGCCAGGGCCUUUUCAGUACUGGCCCCCACCUGGUGGAACGCUCUUUCCCAGGAGACCAGAGCCCUGCGGGAUUUGUCAUCUUUCCGCAGGGCCUGCAAGACAGAGCUGUUCCGCCUGGCCUUUGGGUUAGACUCAGCCUGACCCCUGUGUUUUCCUCCCCCAUGGCUUGGAUUUAUGGCCUACUUGAAAUGAGGCUGCAAUUUAAAUUUUAAUACUGUAUUUUAAUCUGUAUUUUAAUUAAUUGUUUUUAUGUUUUAUUGUAAUUCUGUUGGUGUCAGCCGCCCUGAGCCCGGUUAUUGACUGGGGAGGGCGGGGUAUAAAUAAAAAUUUAUUAUUAUUAUUAUUAUUAUUAUUAUUAUUGAUAUAGUAAAAGCUUCCUCAGGUUGCAAUAAUGGCACCAGUCCAUCCUGACAAAGAGUAGCAAGCCUAAUUAUAAUUUACAGUGGAUCCCCCCCUUAUCCUAAAAAAAAGGAACUUUGUUUUACUCCAGAAAGGUGGUCAUUUUCUUUUAAAAGGGGGGGGAUAGGGGAGAAACCAUUUUGUACUUAGAAAAUAAUAUGUAUCUGAAGUCUGGGAUCCUAAGUUCAUAUUUGGAAAUAAGUUACAAAUGAAAUAGUAGAGCUGAUUUUCAGACAAAAUCGGUAAGGGCUGCAGCUCCUGUCAUUUGCUGGGAAUAAGUAUUUAAAUAUGUGCUUUAAUGUCAACAAGACAAACUAUAGACUGUUAGGAACUGUCUGUAAGUUGAGGCUAAGAACCUGAAAUCCAAGCUUUCCGUUUUCUUACAGUUAUUUGAGAUUCUCUUUAAAUGUUUAGAUGUAGAUGUUUUAAUCAGAUUCUGAUGUUGUGGAAAUACCUUGGUUCUGACGAAGGUGGCACAGGCCUGGUUUGAAUGCAGCGUUGCCUGUUUUGCAAACCAUAGUUGGUGAAGACAAGAACAAGGGUCAAGCCUGCAUACUCUUCCCCCUCCCCUCCUCUUGAGCAUUGGCUUCAGUGUGGAGAUCUUGGUUUGCUUUUAAAUCAGAGUUCAGUGUCCAAAACAGGAAACUGCUUUAAUAUCAGUUUACUAACAGAGGUAUUAAAUCAGAAGACAACCCUGGGCAACCUGUCUGAAUCCAACCUACUUUUUAUUUUUUGACAGACGUGGCAAAGUUGCAACCUGUACAUAUAUUCAACAGAGGCCAGCUCAGCAUGUAAACUUCACUAAACAAAUCAACUUGUGAGGUUAGCCUAGGAGGGGAAAGUUUGCCUGGCUCUCGACAAGCUUGGAAACCUAGGCUGUAGUCUACAAAACUACUUUGCUGAAGUUCUCUUGCAGAUUUUUGCUGAACUUGAGUUUUAUAGCUGCAGCCACUGUUGAAUGUCUAUGCUAAUUCAACUUUUAUCUCCUGUUUCUGUCUCAUGUCCAUCUCUGAGCUACGUUGCAGCUUAUAGAAGUUUUGACUUAUUUGUGAAUUAUGCUCCUAGCCUUCACAUGUGAGAAGAUAUGUUUUAAUAUGCAUGUUCGUCAGGUUCGGAGCUUUCUAGAAGAGAAGUGUAAGAGAUUUCCAUACCCUUUUUCUCCCUGUCAAGACUGUAUUGCUGCUGAAAAUGUAUAAUUUUAGUGAAUGUUGGAGAGGCACAUGGUACAAAAUAAUAAGCUUUCUUUUUUCGGGGGAAAAGCUAAGUUCCAAAGUGUACAUGGAAUACAUGUUAUCAAGCACACUUGGUAAGCGCAAAAGCACUAGUUUAUAUUUAAGAAAUUGACAGCACAAUCCUAACCAUGUCUACUCAGAGGUAAAACUUACUGAAUUCCAUGGGGCCUAUUCCCAGGUUAGGAUUGCAGCCUAAUAUGUCAAUCUUAAAUGUUUAAUUCAUGUGUUCAGUUUGGUUUUCUAGCGAUUACUUGCAGAGUUCUAUAAAACUGCAGUAUAUUUAUAAAGAAAGAAAAAAACGACCUGUUAACAAAAAGCUCAUUGGGAAUAUCACUUUAAAUUGAACUAGUGGAUUCUAAUAACAAAAAAGGUUUCAAGAAGGAAAUGUAGUUAAUAUUAUUCAGUUACUGCAGGGAUCGGGAACUUUUUCAAGACCUAGGGCCAUGUCCCCUUCUGGGAAAGUUCCCAGGGGAGAAUGGGAUCUGAGGCAAAAAGCAGGCAGAGCAAGAAAUGCGAAUUUUAUAGGCUAGCUUCUACACAGACACUCCUCAUCCUAUAUUCUCAACCCAGGCAAACAAGAGGCACUAUCAAAGUUCAAGGAUGCAUUCAAGGCAGGCAGAAACACAACACUCAGUUGUAGGGCCAGCAAGGGGGUGUAGCCUGUGGAAAGUCCUGAGGGCCCCCACCCCUGAGGUUCCCUGCCCCGGAAUUACUGCUUCCACAGUUAACGUUUGCAGGAUAACUUAUUUAUGUCUCCUCCCAGAAGACUCUAUGGGUUUUAAUGAAUGUAACUGUAAAACUAUGCAUUUUUCAUAAGAACAUGUGUUACGAUAUACCGGUUUAGAAAUAUUCCUAAAGGUCUACUAAAAUGGUUAAAUGUCGCCCAUGGUGAAUUGCUUGAAUUUCCAUUCUUGGCACACUUAAAAUUCUGCUUUAGAGGGACGAGAAGGAAUGGCGUCGUGGAAGAAAUGUGUGUUUCUCUCUCUCUCUAGGUAAUGCAGUUUUAAGACAAAGGGAAAGCAAGCAAGUGAACUGCUUUCAUGUCCCAUUUAUUUUUAGGCAGGAGACUUGGGUGUUUGCCGGUGAGUCUUAACAGUGUGCAGUGCAUGGUUUUGACUGGGUUGUGCCCCAUGUUUUUAUAUUAACUGUGAGCAGCAUUUAGUGGCCUGUCCAUUCUACAUCCUGCUCUAUCAGCGACUGUGUACAUUCAGCCCUGUGAGUGGUUACUUGAAACUAGUUGCCAUAGAGAGUCGGGCCAGUCUUCCCCACACUGAUGCCUUCAAUAUAUUUUAGACUAUGACCAUCAAUUCCAGCUAGCAUUGCUGCACUGGGUAGGAUUGAUUGGGAAGUAAUAGUCCAAAAUAUCUGGAUAGGCACUAGGUUGAGGAAGUCUGGGUUCAAAUACCACCAGCCAAUUUAAGAAGUAACUUUUGAAAACCUUGUCAAGAUUCUGAAUAUGCAGUUGUAACGGAGCAGAGUUGCAGAGUAAAAAUGGCAUUGUUAAGUUUUAUUUUUUUACUGUAGUGUUAAUGAGUUAAAAUCCUGCCAUGUUUUAUUGUAAACACAGUGCCAAAUAUUUCCUUUUGCCUGAUUAACAAUACAGUUUUAGGAAAACUAGCAUCCGUCCAAUACAGGAUGAAAGUCUCUUGCUAGUCUCCUAGGACUCGAGUUAUACAAUAAGAUGUUCUCACAACUGGGGAUCUAUGCAGAUUUGGAGGAAUCUGCCUGCAAACAUCAUACUGAAGUGCUGAGCCUUGGACAAUGCACAGAUAGAGCUACAAUUACUACAUUACUAGAGGGCUUUUUCAUAGUAGUAUAUUGUGCUCCCCGCGCCAAGGAGGUGACUUUAGGUUAGCCUCAGAUUAGAGUCAAGCAUACCUCGGAGCAGGGAGUGGAAUUUCAUCCACCAAAAUUCAGCAUGAAUCUAUCUGGGGAAUAACUGCGGCCUACCUCUAGUCUGACACGGGGACAGGAGGCAACUUAUCCCUAGGCGAAUGCUGCAAAAAAUUACUAACGUGUUUCAGGACCUGUAAGACUAUGUCAUAUGCCUGCGGUUUCACUUCCACUGGAAUCAGUGGAGCUCCUUCCAAAGAAUGCAAUGAGAGUGAGUCAUCCUUUGGUUUUCAAUAGGAGUCUCUUUUAUUGUCUGUUUUAAUAUGGGGAAUUCACUUUAUAAAUAUUUGAAAGAGAGCUUCCAAUUUUGGCACUAAUGGAAAUACUGGAUACUUUUAAUAUAUAUUUAGAAGGUUAUUUGAAAAGCAAAAUGGUCUGUCUUUUUAUAUAAUUUUUAGCCAGAUACAUAUACUCUGAUUACUACUUCUGUGGAUUCCUAUCAGACUGUAAGGGGGGGGGGGACUAGUUCAGGUUUCAAAACCCGGGAGGUAGGGGACAGGGGAACUGACUGUUUUGAAGUGCUUUGCUAGUUUUUAGUAUAUUGUGUGUUUGUAUAUAAAUAUAUCUAUAUACAGUAUAAAGACAUAUAAAAAUAGGUCUGUAAGGUUCAGUGUUUUGUGUUUUUAUCGCUGUACUCUAAGGAAAUAAAAUGUGUUUUGUAUUGCUUUAUGAAUUAAUUACAAAAGGCUUUAUGCAUUGAUCAAAAUGUUUUCUAGCUAUUUUACACCAGAAGUUGAUAAAUAACUCUAAUCCUAUGUAAAUUCACAACAUUGAGUUUAGAAGUGGAAUUUGAGAUUUUUAAGCUGGCUCUGAUGGCACCAGAUAAAAUGCACUUUCUUUGUGGCAUGUAAUAUAUUUUGCUCUCAAUGGGCUUUAAAACAAAAGACCACAACAUGUUUACAUCUUUUCUUGUGCCCUCCUCGUCCCCUCCUUCCUUUAUAAUAAUUGCAAAAAAAUAUUUCCUAUUUGGGGGGGGGGGACAAACAAAUAUCUGAGUUACUGAAGUAACAUUGUUCAAGAACGGAUUGUUGGGAAUAGAUUAGUAUGUUGGUUUUAAAAAAAACAAAUCAUUUUAGUGAUAGUCUUCAGUAUGUGAGCUCUAUUUUGUGAUGCUUGGUUGUGGCAAAUAUGCUGUUGCUUAUCUAGUCUAAAUAUCAUUGCUUUCUUGUAUUUUACUGUUAAUGGCUAUUCCAUAAGUUGCACUUGCCUGAACUGAGUCAGAAGAAGUCUUGCGGAACUAUUGAGACUGUUACGAUGUCCAGAAACAUUACUUAAAUGCACUUAUAAUUGAUUUACUACCAUGCAGUAUGUUGAACUGUUUCAUGUAAUAAAGGCAUUUGUUGUAUAAACUUUGUCGUGGGGGCCUGUUUUCCUUGAGCUACUUAUUUUUGUGCUGAAACAAAAAAAUAGGGGGGACAAUAGCAAAGGCAGGGGAACACACAGCCGAAUCUAAUGUACUAAUCUACUUAUGGAAACAUGGAAUUUAAGUAAUUGAAAGGGUUCAAAAGUCCAACACAUUUUUUAAGUGAUGGCUCUUCUUUGGGACGGAUUACAAAACGAUGGAUGGGUAUAAAGACAAGACCAAAAAAGCAAACAAAACCCAAUAGUUUUAAACACCAAUAUUUGUCCAUAUGUUAUAAUGAUUUGAGAUAGCUCUAAUUUGUAUACGCUAGAUCCGUUACCCUAAUGGAAGGGAAGCGAGACUUAAAUAUUUUGAUACACAAUUUUCCUUCAUGUUUGGAUAGUCCUAAGAAGCAAGUAUUCUUGCGCAAGUACAGCUACACUGCAGACCACUACUGUAAUAAAAACUCCCUUUGCUCAACCGUGUACACCAUGGGUAGGCAAACUAAAGCCCGGGGGCCGGAUCCAGCCCAAUCGCUUUCUCAAUCUGGCCCCUGGUGGUCCAGGAAUCAGUGUGUUUUUACAUGAGUAGAACGUGUCCUUUUAUUUAAAAUGCAUCUCUGGGUUAUUUGUGGGGCGUAGGAAUUCAUUCCCCCAAAAAAUAUAUAGUUCUCCCCCCCCCAUGGUCUGAGGGACAGUUUGCUGACCCAUGGUGUACACCAUGCAGGAGUGCCGGCUUGACCCCACAGCUGGGUUACCCAGGGCCAGGCACGCUGCCAUGCAGUGUGCAUGGCCCUGACACCUAAAUUUGUGGGUGCCAGGCACCGAUGACACCAUGAGAUACUAAGUUCUGUGUAUCCUAUUCAAAGUGGUACCCAGAUAUUGGAGUAAGACACACCUGCAAUAAUCUUCUCCAUUCACAAGCCUUUUGCACUUUUACCAGUCUGGCAUGAUAGGACAGGCACCUGCUAGUGUUGCACCAGAGGGAGUCAGCCCAGCCUCACACACCAGCAUGGAUUUCCUGCAACUGGCUCCUCUAUACCCAGCACAGCAGCACCUAGAACAAAAAGACAUCUCACUUUAAAACCAGCUGGAAAACCCGUCCUACUAAAUACAUGUAAAACCAUCUUAUUAUAUACAUGUAUUCGUUGAGCAAAUCUUUAUCGUAGGUUGCCCUCUUGUGGUUAGAAAGUGUGUUUGCAGCUUUAAAAUCCCUAAAACCGCUAUUUACAAAGCAGCUAACGCCUGUCCUCUUUCCAAAUAAUCCAUACAACUGGCAGUGCUGGUGGUGCUGAUAGGAACUGCAGCCUAGUUAACAUCUGCAUCCAUUCUCACUAAAUUAAAUGCUAUUAAAUGUCACAUUCUCACUAAAUUAAUUGGAGCAAGAGCACAGAAGGAUUCUACCUCAGAACCUGCUUGGACGGUCGGAGCUUAGCUCCAGGGCCUGUGGCAUCAUAAGGAAAGUGAGUGAUGUUGAUACCUCUGGGCUGUAGGAGGCAGGACUACCACAUCAGAAGAUGCCAAUUCCAGAAAGGAUGGAGAUUGUGCCCCCCCUCUCUCUCUAAGGUAAAGGUACCCCUGACCGUUAGGUCCAGUCACGGACAACUCUGGGGUUGCGGUGCUCAUCUUGC
Messenger RNA from Zootoca vivipara (common lizard), 15826 nucleotides. It is a transcript of the gene ZNF704, whose product is annotated as zinc finger protein 704. Gene Ontology annotation, molecular function: RNA polymerase II cis-regulatory region sequence-specific DNA binding; DNA-binding transcription factor activity. Gene Ontology annotation, biological process: regulation of transcription by RNA polymerase II. The record is from RefSeq and is a predicted model, not a curated record. Gene Ontology annotation, cellular component: nucleus. NCBI's taxonomy places the organism in Eukaryota, Metazoa, Chordata, Lepidosauria, Squamata, Lacertidae.